Molecule: messenger RNA, 2015 nt
Organism: Purpureocillium takamizusanense
Lineage: Eukaryota; Fungi; Ascomycota; Sordariomycetes; Hypocreales; Ophiocordycipitaceae
Exons: 2
Coding region: 1-1722 (573 amino acids)
Source: RefSeq, a predicted model, not a curated record
AUGCCACUAAUCAACUUUAUGCGCCGCAACUUGGUGCUAUCCACAUGCGUUGCCAUGCUGGUAAUGGUGUUUCUGUUCACACAGCCGAGCGUGGAUGCAGAGCGGUUAAGAAACAUGAUUCCGCAUCGGCCAAGCACGCCGGGUUCAUCGAACCAGAACGUUACCAUUCCUGACCAUGUCCUCGCGCAGUCGACGGCCGUACCUCCGGCGUCCACAGAAUCGCCUAGCGCUCAAGCAAACGCCUCCGGGGAGGCACCAAAGCCGGGCCACCAGAAAGGCACGAAGAAGGUCCGGACAUCGCAGCUGCACUACCUGAUACCCGCAAGUAGAGCAAACGUCCAGCUUUGCUACAACCUUGUCUCCUCGGCAGUCAAUAGAUACCCGGUCCCCACGCUGCUCGGCUGGAACGGUGCCGGCGAAUUUGAUGCCGCCGUGACACACCUAGCCAAGCUACGGGCCAUGCAACGGUACCUUCGCGCCUUACAACCGCAAGAGGACAAGGACCUCGUGCUUAUAGUCGACGGGUACGACAUUAUCCAGCAACUGCCGCCCGAAGUCAUCAUCGAGCGCUACUUUGACAUUGCCGCCCAUGCCGACGUCCAGCUCGCCGAGAGGUUCGGGAUUUCGACCGGGGAGGCCAGGGAGCGCAACCUCCGGCAGACCAUCUUCUGGGGUCCCGACAAGAUUUGCUUCCCCAUGGAGCCCCGGGCACCUCGCUGCUGGGCAGCCCCGCCCUCUUCAUUGGGGCCGCACGCCUUUGGACCAGCCUCAUGGACCGGAGAUAUGAUCUUUGCAGAUCCACGCUGGUUGAACUCGGGCACUGUUAUCGGUCCCGUCGACGACGUGAGAAGGCUCAUCGAUGCUACCAUGGACGAGAUAGACGCUACACAUAACCCUGAGUACGAGUUUCGCGAGUCGGACCAGUACUAUAUCUCAAACGUCUGGGCUCGGCAAGAGUACUGGCGAUCCAAGACGGCGGCGAAAGGGGGAGAGGUGCCAGGCGGGCCUCCUGAUCGCGUCAUCCCCGACAAACGAUCUGACGGCCAAGACACGGAGUUUCACGCAUCUAUCGAAUACGAGUCGGCUUUGUUCCAGACCAAAGCUGGAUACGAGCCCUUCAUUGGCUAUCUGCAGUUUAACGAGAGCGGACUCGCGGCUACAAUGAACGUUGACAUGUUUGGCCUUGGCGACAAAUUUGCGCCCUUUACGAUACCCAUGCCCGAGAACGUGCACUCUGCGCUCACGAAGCUCUACGAUUCGAUACCCGAAGCACAUCCCGGACAACUGUCCAGCGACUGGAUUCGCACAGUCAACCUUGGUGUCAACUACGUGACCAAACACAUCUAUGGCCUUUGGCACUGCACGGGACCAAAGGAGUUUAUCGACAGAGAGUAUCCCACGUUUUGGUGGUAUCCCUUUGUCAAGUCGCUGCUCAAGGCGGCGGUCCGGUCAUCCCAGUCAAACGACCUCAUAACCUCGCGGCCCAUCGACGGGCGCAUGUGGGUAGCCAAGACAAGGUACCCAGACGACGAAGCCUUGCACGAAGAGUACGGAGGUGCAUGGUCGGACGAGGUGCCCGGAGGAAUGUUUGUGCCCUGGAGCCAAGUAUGUGGCCCUCACGAGGAACUACUCUUCCGGGGUGAACAGGGUCCAAUAUUGGUGCCGGCGUCGCCACCUUCUGGUCCGCUGGUGAGGCGAGUGCAGGUGAGGCAGCAAUGGUAGCCCGAGGUACGGUCGAUGUGGGUGUUUCGGAGGGAGUCAUUUCAUAUAUCCCCGGCGUUCAGUUACUAUACCCAGAGUUCAGGGGACAGGACUUGAUGCUGUCCCCUGACCAACCAUAACAGACUAGUAUAGCAAGGAGUCUUGGCAUCAUCAUGUAACAUGAAUAGGGCGUUGGGUAAAGGGGCAUUUGGUGCUGCUUGGGUCGGUGGUCGCUCGGCUGCCGGGCAGGUACAUGGUACAACUGGCCCCCUGAUAUGGAAUAGGGUGUGGAGAUGAAACGAAGUAAUGUUCCC